This is a messenger RNA of Nothobranchius furzeri (turquoise killifish), 2657 nucleotides long. It is a transcript of the gene hmox2b, whose product is annotated as heme oxygenase 2b. The record is from RefSeq and is a predicted model, not a curated record. NCBI's taxonomy places the organism in Eukaryota, Metazoa, Chordata, Actinopteri, Cyprinodontiformes, Nothobranchiidae. Gene Ontology annotation, biological process: response to oxidative stress; heme catabolic process; heme oxidation. Gene Ontology annotation, molecular function: heme oxygenase (decyclizing) activity; heme binding.
CCCUAGAAUUCCAAAAAACGCUUCCGGGAGAAGGUUCGCAUCUUGGAGUUCAGUUCUAAUUCGCUUGUUACUGCUUGUUACUCUACUGUAAAGACACCAGAGCACCUUUUUAUAAGAUCUGGAGGCAUGUAUUAAUACAUGCAAAAUAUACAGUAAUAAUCAGUUAACAAAUAUCUUCAGAGAGGAUGGAAACAACAGCGGGUGUCUCCAAUGGACCUGGAUAUGAGGAAAAAGAAAAUCAUCUCAGUCCAGAGGACUUGUCUGAGAUGCUGGCAGCAGGGACCAAGGAGGUUCAUGAAAAGGCCGAGAACACGCAGUUUGUGAAAGAUUUCCUCAGGGGGCGUAUUCGCAAGGAGCUUUUCAAGCUUGGUCAUGUGGCUCUUUACUACACAUAUACCGCCAUGGAGGAGGAAAUCGAAAGGAAUAAGGACCACCCCCACUUUGCCCCUCUGUAUUUUCCUGCCGAGCUGCACCGUCAUGAAGCUCUGGCUCGUGACUUGGAGUACUUUUAUGGUCCAGAGUGGAAGGGCCAAGUCAGCUGCUCCCAAGCCACCCAACGUUAUGUGGACCGUAUUCACCAGGUGGGACAGGAGGACCCGGUGCUGCUGGUGGCCCACGCCUACACCCGCUACAUGGGUGACCUGUCAGGGGGCCAGGUGCUGAAAAAGGUGGCACAGAGAGCCUUGAAGCUGCCGCCUACAGGAGAAGGUGUGGCGUUCUACCAGUUUGAUGGGAUCCAUAGUGCUAAAGCGUUCAAACAACUUUACCGGAGUCGGAUGAACGAGCUGGAUCUGGACAAGGAGACCAAAAGGAGGCUGGUGGAGGAAGCUGUUAAGGCUUUUUAUUUUAACAUGGAGGUGUUUGAGGAGUUAGAAGAGUUUGGUAAAACAAUUCAGGAGGAUGUGUUGGAUGCUGGGAUGGCUGUUCAUGGAGCAGUGGGUGGAGACAUCAGCAAAUGCCCCUAUUACGCUGCUAAAAUGGCUGCAUCCGGUGGAAAAGCCUACAUGUGCCAGCUGGUCAUGGCAGUCCUCAGACACCCGACAGGGCAGGUUCUGUGUGCCACCUGGUUCGCUGCUCUGGCUGGACUGGCUGCAUGGUACCUGAUGUGAUCCAGCAGUCAGCCUGGUAACUCAAGAGACAGAGACAUGUCAAAGGAAGGACGAUGAGAAGACUGGAAGGUUCCUGCCGACGGAACACUUUAUACAAACGUCUAAACCAGGUCCAUGUGUGCUGAUGUUCUAACGUUCUGGUUUUAGUUUUAGAAUUAGCAUAACACGACCUGUAGGACCACUAGGAUGCCAGCUCCCUUCAUAAAGUACAACCUUUUCUUUUGUCUACCUCCAAAUGCAAUAUCCUUUCACUCUGUGAUUGUCCAGUAGGAAAAAUAGCAGCGAAGAUUUAGAAAAUCAAGAUGUUCACAAAUAUCCCCACAAGCAAAACACUUUUCUGAAUGUCCUCCAAGGCUUUGUCAGCAAAAAAGUUGCCCUUAGAUAAGCAUCAGAUGUUUGUUACAUGACUUAAUUGUGUCGUGGUCCCUUAACAGGAAAUAUAAAAGCAGUUUAGUUAUGGCUCGCUCCUCCUUGAGCGCAGCUUAACAAGUCUGUUAAUCUGGAUGGAAUUAAGCGGUCAUGGGAAAAAAAAAAUCACCUGACCUUCAGUUCACCUGAAGCGCUGCUGAUGUGUGCGAGGCAUGACGCGGGUCAUGUGUGACUGUCAUAAACAUGGCUGCUGUGGCAGGCUUGGUUCAUUUAGCACUCAGAGCUGUAACUGGAUUUAAUGGCACCAUCAGCUAAUGAGUCGAUGGGAAAGCAUUCGGUGUGGCAGGUUUUUAACCAGCUGGCCUGCUGGUUGAUAUUUAAUGUAUCGAAAAUAUGUGGAAGUAAAUACAUCCCUGUAUUUAUGAGUUUUUUAAAUAAAUCUGUGAAAACUGCCUAAUUGGAUCAUUCAUAUCAAAUCGAAAAAGGUUUAUGGAAAGGUAAGACGUGUGUGUGUGUGUGUGUGUGCUGUGACUCAGGACAGGAACACACAAUCUAAGUGGUGGAUUAAAAAGUAACUUUAUGAGAUAAACUAAUAAUCUAUUCUAGUGCACGUUAACCAUAACUAGUCCUCAGCUCAAUUUCCCAUAAUUCAUCAUUCUGUUAACCUACAGGAGCCUUUUUAGGACUAGUAGCCGAUUGAACCGUGCUCAUGGAUAAACGUGUGACGUUUGGACUAGAAGGGGGUUCUGCAGCGUUUCUGAUUCGAAUGUUUCUCUCCUGAUAAAUUCUCCAUCACCCCUACGGUGCUGGGAAAACCUCCCCAAGCUUCCUGCUUUGUGUUUUCCUUAUUUCAACAUUUUCUAGCAAGCUUGGACCAGAUCACCAAAAAUGUUUUUGCACAAAACUUCCACCUUUAAAUGUUUCUUUUGGUUAGCAGCUGUUGUGCAUAGAUAUAGUAAAUGUGGCGAUGCCUGGUGUGUUGUUACCAGAGCUCCUUCAGGUGGACUCGUGGUCAGAAAACUGAUCAUUAUCAGUAUUUUAACAGUAAACGCCAUUAAAGCAUGUUUAGCAUGAAGCGGAGCUUUGCUGUGACUAACUAAUGCACUUUACUGUACGAGGAGGAAACCUGGGGUUAUUUCAUGUUUCCAGUAAUAAAAUGUUUUAUUCUUCAUACUAAAA